UUCCUUUGGCAACAACUGCAGUGUUGAUUGCGCCGAACGCCCCAGCGCGUAGGCUUGGUGUGUUCAGUGCUUCUCUGCAAGAGGUUUGGUCACGGAAAACCCGGUGUAGGGACAAGCGCACACUUGAAGGAGUAGACCAUGACCAUAUGUCCUACACAUACAAGUGUCGUGUCCUACGCUUCCUAGUGUCGAUCACCCCCUGUCCUAGGCUUGCAAGUGUCGACCACACCGUGUCUCACACUUGGAAGCACAACUAUUCAGUGGUUAUCGAUCGUUAAAUUGCGGUCGGAGAACGACGAGAGGAUGGGCACCGAGUAUCGAGAGAGGGCUUACCCGGCCCGCCCUAGAGACGGGACGGUCGCAGUAGUGCGUCCGCUCAGCCCCAAGGACCCCGACCUCAGCGACGAGCUGGCCUCGGCGUACAACGCCAGAGACUUGGACACUUUCACCGAGCUGCUGUCCGAGUGGUCCGGCGCGGCGGACCCGGCCGACUGGCAGGCCACGGCGGCGGCCGGCGCGCUGAGCACGCUGCUGCGGCGGGCGAGCGGCGACCAGGGCCGCGGCGCGUACGUUCGCGCGCUGCUGGCCGCGGGCGUGGACCCCAACCGCGUCAACCCCUUCCCGCUGCACCUGGCGGCCGCGGCGGCCAACGCCGAGUCGCUGCAGGAGCUGCUGCGCGCCGAGGGGCUGGACGUGAACCGGCAGGACAAGUGGGGCACCGCACUGCACGCCGCCGUCGCCAGGCAGCGCCUCGCCCCCAAAGUGCCAGACACGGUGGGCGGUUGGGUCGAGCCGUCGGCCGUCGCUCUCAGCGCCGAGAAGCGGGACGAGCUGGAGCACGGCUACCGCAGGUGCGUCCAACUGCUGAUGCGGCACCCGCGCGUGGACUUCAACAUGGCGAACGGCGACGGCCUGACUGCCGUGCACCAGGCGGCUCAGGGCGACGCCCCGGCCGCCAUGCUGCAGCUGCUGCUGACGGAGGGCGGCAGCGACCUCAACGUGGACAGCGGCAGGGACAGCCACGGCCGCACCGCGAGGGACGCCAUCCGGGACCGGCACCCCCAGCUGGCGAGCCGCCUGCCGCCACACGCUUUGGCCGAGCUGUCAGCGGACAAGCUGUUCUUCUACCUGUACAGCCGCGAGAGCGAGCAGUUCCUCGCGGCCCUGCAGCAACCCGUGCCGCGCCAUGAGAACAAGGCCAGCCUGCUGGACGCCGACGACGGCACCCACACGCUGCUGCAGCUCGCCAGCAAGGACGGCCUGUACGACGCGGUAAAGGCGCUCCUGCAGGGUGGCGCCGACCCGAACCGUACGGGUGGGGAGCGGGCCACGGCGCUGGCCCUGGCUUGCCUGCACGGCCACCACCGCGUGGUGCGCGCGCUCGUCAGCGACUCCCGCACCGACCUGCGGGCCGGCCGCCCCCUGCACGCCGCCAUCAAGGGCGCCGCCAAGGCCAAGGCCGAGCCCCAGCAGGGCGGCGAGGCCCGCGACCACCACCGGUGUGUCCAGAUCCUCCUAGCCCGGGGCGUGGACGUGCACGCGUUGGACGAGACCAAAGCCCCGGCCCUGUACCACGCGGCGCGCAACGAGCUGGCCGACAUGGUGCGGACCCUCCUGAAGGCCGGCGCCAACGUGGGUCAAAGCGACGGCAGUACCGCGCCCAUCAACUACAUGUCGCCGGCCGUCCUCCGGACGCACUUCGACCAGUGCAUCUCCACCAACGGACUGUCGCCCCUGGACAAGGAGUACGAGGUCAUCUUCGACUACAGCAACCUCUCGGAGCCGUGCAGGCGGCAGGGGGACGGCUGGCUGCGCUUGCGCAAGCGCUUCCAGGCUGCCAAGGCCGAGCCAGAGCCUGCAAGCAACCGAGAAGAGGACGCUGUGCAAUCAGCGGGGCUGGGCGGCGGGCAAGUUGACUCUUACGGCUGGCGGGACCCCGCUGCCGCAGCGGAGGGAGGGCACGGGCAGGCGGGCAGCAAGCCAGGCAAGCAAGUGGCCGUGCAGCGUGGUCCCGCCGCAAAACAGGGAGCCGGGUACCGCGAGACGGCCACCCUGCUCUACCUGGCCUACGCCGAGGACCCACGCAUGCAGGAACUGCUCACACACCCCCUCCUCACGAGCUACCUCCACCUCAAGUGGCGCCGCGUCAAGGCGGUCUACAUCGUCUCCAGCCUCAUCUUGCACCUUGUGUUCAGCCUCUUAGUCACGUUCUACGCCAUACUCAGGGACGUCAAGUUUGGAGGGCUGGUCGACCUCCUGGAUGGAAACAGGGCAAGCGGGGACGCCGCGGGGACCGAUGCCACCCCAAAGAUCUCAGAAUGGGACGUUCAAUGCUCUUUCGCACUGAUGGGAGUGCUGAUUUUCUACUCUGUUUGGGAGCUGCUGCGCGUGUGGCCGCGCUUACCGCAUUUCUUCUCCCUGAAUGACUUCUUAGCGGUCGUCUCCAUCCCCGUGCUGGCUAUGCUGAUUGCGACGAACUUGCAGGGCGAGGACGACCCCUAUGUGCGGCGGCCGCUGGCAGCGUUCGCCGUGCUUAUGACGUGGAUUCGCCACAUCUUGCUGUGGGCUCCAGUGUCGCAACACCUCGCCACCAACAUCGAGAUGUUCAAGAGAGUCUCGUUUAACUGCUUCAAGGUGCUGCUGUCGUACGGGGUCCUGAUGGCGGCCUUCGCCCUCAGCUUCUACAUCCUGUUCCACAACUGCAGCAGCGGCACGGGGCAGUGCGUCCAGGGCGGCGACGACGACGACGACGAAUUCUUCCACAACCCGUUCACGUCCAUCUUCAAGACGUUCGUCAUGCUGACCGGGGAGUUCGACGCCAGCUCCUUGCCGUUCAAGGCCUUCCCCGGCACGAGCCACGUGCUGUUCCUCCUGUUCGUCUUCCUGGUGUCCAUCGUCCUCUUCAACCUGCUGCUCGGCCUCGCCGUCAGCGACACCGCGGUGAUCCGAAAGGACGCCGAGCUGUGGGCCUACGUCACGCGCGCCGAACACCUCUACUUCACGGAAAUAGCAACGGUGACGCACUUGUCCACCUGGGUGCCCUUCCCAAGUCCCAACCUUUUCCAAGACGAGCGCGAACGGCGGGUCCGGGUACUCUGCAACGAAGGCAACCGAGUGCUGUUCCCCUCGGCAAAGAGCGGGACCGUUCAGAAAUGCUGCUGUUUGCCGCGCUGCUUCAAGAGAUUUUGUGACCGAGUAAUGGACCCAGACAUUAUGAAGGACGUCAGCGAGCUGCUGCAGGGGCGGAACGCUCAAGCAGAUGCCAUAUAGCUUGCGUACGAUGGUGAAGGUGAAAGGUCCAGCUAUGUUGACUGUUCACCACUUUCUCAUUGCACUUAAUUGUUCACAAUUUUCAAACCUUGUUACUGACGGAAAGGGGAAUACAAUAAAAGAAAGUUUUACCUAAAAUUUCCCGAUAA
Molecule: messenger RNA, 3419 nt
Organism: Thrips palmi
Lineage: Eukaryota; Metazoa; Arthropoda; Insecta; Thysanoptera; Thripidae
Gene: pain
Product: transient receptor potential cation channel protein painless
Exons: 15
Coding region: 304-3270 (988 amino acids)
Biological process (GO): transmembrane transport; monoatomic ion transport
Cellular component (GO): membrane
Molecular function (GO): protein binding; monoatomic ion channel activity
Source: RefSeq, a predicted model, not a curated record